GAUAUUAGUGUCGAUAUUCAAUAUACUGAUUUAUCCAUAGGGGCCGCCACGAAUACAAUUUCUUUUUGUCCAUUCCAGUUUCAAUAAGACAUCUGUCUAUAUUUUUCUCACGUUUUGUAAUUCUUAUAAACAAAGUUUUUUCUGGCAAUGCAUUAAAUAUUAUCUGUAUAAUUAUAUCUCUAAAUAUCUAAUUCUAAUUAUCUAUAUAAUUUUUACUUUGUUACUAAUAAAAAUGACGUAUUUAAAUUCGUGGGAAGAAUUCGAAAAAGGUGCUGAGAGGUUAUAUCUUCAAGAUCCAAUGAAGGCUCGGUAUACAAUGAAAUAUUGCCAUAAUAAAGGUAUUUUAUGUCUAAAACUUACAGAUAAUCGAACGUGUCUACAAUAUAAAACGGAAAUAGCACAGGACUUGAAGAAAAUGGAAAAAUUUAUAGGAAAUUUGAUGAGGCAUAUGGCAUCUAAGGAGAGCUAAAUAAGGACUAGAUAAAAUUAGGGACAUUUUUAAAUCAAGGAAUAAAAGUGCUGCGCAUUUAAUUCAUGUUUAUGUUGUUCCAUUUCAUAAGAUUCAGUGACUGAUGGGAUUAUAGAUAUUUAAUUUGAAUGAGGUAUAAAAAUUUUCUUAAAUAUACAAUAUGUGCAUAAA
Apis laboriosa (Himalayan honeybee) is the source of this 640-nucleotide messenger RNA. It is a transcript of the gene Srp9, whose product is annotated as signal recognition particle 9 kDa protein. The coding region runs from base 233 to 469 and encodes 78 amino acids. Lineage: Eukaryota; Metazoa; Arthropoda; Insecta; Hymenoptera; Apidae. The record is from RefSeq and is a predicted model, not a curated record. Gene Ontology annotation, biological process: negative regulation of translational elongation; SRP-dependent cotranslational protein targeting to membrane. Gene Ontology annotation, cellular component: signal recognition particle, endoplasmic reticulum targeting. Gene Ontology annotation, molecular function: 7S RNA binding. The transcript has 3 exons.